Molecule: messenger RNA, 420 nt
Organism: Amorphotheca resinae ATCC 22711
Lineage: Eukaryota; Fungi; Ascomycota; Leotiomycetes; Helotiales; Amorphothecaceae
Exons: 3
Coding region: 40-285 (81 amino acids)
Biological process (GO): mitotic spindle assembly; microtubule nucleation by interphase microtubule organizing center; gamma-tubulin complex localization
Cellular component (GO): centrosome; interphase microtubule organizing center; gamma-tubulin ring complex
Source: RefSeq, a predicted model, not a curated record
CGCGACUCAACGCAGGUCUUUACCACCAGCGCCAACAAGAUGCCUCCAGAAACCGAUUCGAGACAGGAUAAACAAGCCAAUGCUGCUCAAGCACGGCAAGUUAUUGAUAUCUUCCACGAAAUUUCCACCCUCCUGAACGCAGAUCUUGACCGGCAAACUCUGUCUAUCUGCAUAUCCCUGAUAGAAAACGGCGUCAAUCCGGAGGCACUCGCAUCUGUUAUCAGAGAGCUCAAGAAGGACGCUGAUGAGGCGCGCAGAGAGUCCCAGUCCGGAAGUCAUGGAUGAGUCUGGAGGCGUACCGUGGUAUGAGUGUAACUGCAUGUAAUUAUCGAUUUUGGGCGUUAAUACCAGGGCAACAGCUAUGGCAGCGAAGAAAUUACGAAGCUUCUUUUGGCAAAAGUUGGGAUACCAAAGCAUGCC